Porites evermanni is the source of this 1974-nucleotide messenger RNA. The record is from the annotation of a GenBank genome assembly. Lineage: Eukaryota; Metazoa; Cnidaria; Anthozoa; Scleractinia; Poritidae.
AUAUAAGUUACGUUUUCUACUCAAAAUGAGCACUUUUUAUUUCACAAAAGUUCCACCAGAGGAGCAAAUGUAUGCAGAUAUCAAGUCACUCAACAAGUUCGAAGAAAAGGCAUUUUGUCAACUCCUGGACGUUGUAUUUUCGUUUCUCGUUUCGCCAAAGGAAGGGACUAGAUUCAUGUCUCAGGUUGCGGAGUUUGCGUCCGAACAUGGAAUAAGCUCUAACCCACUCAAAAAUGUUGUCAAAAGUUUACUCAGCUUCUUCAAGAGUGCGCUGAAAUGCAACUUGACCCCCGCACAAGUGAAGGAGGACGUGGAACAUCUUGGUAAGGACUAAACAACCUUCCUUCCCCUUCCCCCCUUAUCUCAUAUCUUGUGCCCCUGGUAGAGCCACUGAAAGGUAGCUGAGACGCUAAGUGCCAAACAUUUCUUGGGAAAAUGAGGUUUAUUUGGGUGUGAAUGAAAGUCAUUUUCAAAUCAAUAGUUUCGCACUUAGCCUCACUUUGAAACAGAGGCUUGAGGCAAUUUGGAAAUAGCCUAUUCCAACUAUUUGCCAUCAACUUUUGGCAUUAUAGGAAGUCUUUUCUAGGAAAAUAAAGUAGAUAUAAAGGCAGGUAGGACCUACUUCUUUGAUUAAAUUUUUUCAAACCAUGUUCUGGCUCCAGAGAUUGAACAUGUGAGCAGACCCUUGCUGCAGUAAAAGAGCAGUCUAACCCACCCCAACCUUUUUUCCUCUUUUGUGUUUAAAAGGUCUUUCUGCUGAUAACUCCCCCCAUGUGUCUGAAAGAUGGAAAACAAACCUUAUUGCCCUCUCAAGAUCAGUUGUUGGUCAGACAUUCAUGGUCAAUCAACUUGUUGACAUGGAAUGGAAAUUUGGUGUAACAGCAGGAAGUAGUGACUUGAAAGUCGUGGGACAGACAUUUUUGCAGCUAAAAAUGGUUGUUGAUCGAGGUGGUGUCCAGGAAGACGUGUUCAUGGAAUUGACCCUGCCACAGUUUUACUCAUUUCUUCAUGAGAUGGAAAGAGCAAAGUCCACACUCGAAUUUUUCAGUUGAGAUAGGUAGGUAGGUAUUUGUUUGGUCGACUCUUGUAAAGACAGACACUUUUGAAAUCUUAAAUACCAGUAUAUGUCACCAUGUGUCCAUUUUAGAUAGGGAGUCUAUCAUAUUAGUGAUUAAUAAUAAUUAGAGUUUACUUGUGUGUGUAUUCUGCCCACAGGCAGGUCCUUCCUUAUAGUUCUCUAUCUAAGGCGUGCCUCUUGACUGCUACAUCAGGGCUACCAUUCUUUAUGUAUAAGAGAAAAGAGUUAAUGUAUAAAAGGAAAAAAACCUAAGAAUGAAAGGGAUGAACUCUGCACAGCUCCUCUAAUGGGGCCUCUACAGGCUGUGCCAGGAUCAACUAACCACAAAAAAAUAACAGUCUUAAAAUAAUGUGACCCAACACUGCAUGGAAUUUAUUACUCACUACUUUUAAUGUGCUUUUUAUAUACAUUCAAGCAGUUCAUGUUUUAUCAAGUCUAAAAUGCCAAGAGGUUUAAGGCUUGAUUAAAAAGAACCAUUAGAAAUAAAUCAGAAAGGUGUUCUAUAUGCACACAUCGUUCAUGCUUUCAUAAAAUAAAUUAUUUUAAAACAUUAAUGGGCACACUAGUAAAUGUAUGAUAAAUGCAGGUGUUAAAAGUCUUGUUGACAAAUUAAAGAGCCUGAAUUUGUUCGAUGGCCACACCUAUGAGAAAAAUUAAUCAAAAAAUAACAAAGCAUUGGUAAGCCAUAUAUUUCAACAGAGUUGUAUGCUUAAAUCCCUCAUUUCAAUGAGCGGCUCCUGCUUUUCACUUGAAAUAUGAUGUUAAAUCUCGUAAGUAUAUACAUCAUAGGGAGAGACCCAAGUGUACCAACUGUAUAAUUUUUGGGUGUUAUACAUUCCCAAGGAAACAUCCAUACAACGGCAGUAUUUUUACCAUAUUUUCAAACUCCCACAGUG